Messenger RNA from Notothenia coriiceps (black rockcod), 2925 nucleotides. RefSeq names its product TATA element modulatory factor 1 (gene tmf1). The record is from RefSeq and is a predicted model, not a curated record. Lineage: Eukaryota; Metazoa; Chordata; Actinopteri; Perciformes; Nototheniidae. Gene Ontology annotation, cellular component: endoplasmic reticulum; Golgi apparatus. The transcript is spliced from 7 exons. Bases 498 to 2684 code for a protein of 728 amino acids.
CUACGUGGAAAGGAAGUAGCGAGCAUGCUAAUGCUAAUGUGGCUACAAGUUGAGGACGACCAAAACAAACGAUGAAGGCGGAGCAAAGGAGCCGAAAACAGCUUGGAUUAGGCAUGGAACUGCGUUUGCUUUGAUCGUGGUGGUAGAGUUUAUGCAGGGUAUUAGAGGUACCUGUAUGUCUAGUUUAGAAAUCAUGCGAUUAUGAAUGCCAGCUGACGAGUUUGCGAGCUGUAACUGUAUGUGGGAUUGAUGUUUCCUCUGUACACAAACGCUAUGCUUUGGCUAACUAGCUAAGUGGUAGCUAGAUGUCAACAAAGCUUAUCCCGGAAAAACACAAUUUGAAAUAGCGAAAUAGUGUUUUCACUAGGUUGUCGUAGAUUUCGAGAAAUGCAGAGAUAGUUAAAGGGACUGUUGUUUAUGUGCUAACGCCAAUCCCCCUUUAAGAUCCGUGUUACAGUUCCUGGAGUUACUGAUUGCUAGCUAGCCAAACAGUCAGCAUGAGUUGGUUCAACUCCUCUCUGUCCAGCUUCGCUAAACAAGCUUUAACAACAGCUCAGAAGUCAAUCGACCGAGUUCUGGACAUCAAAGAGGAGGACCAGUGGGGUGACACAGUUGUCAUGCCCUAUGAUGAUGUAACAAUGCCUGGAAAGCUGUCACUGAGUGGAGGAUGGGGAAUGACACCGUGGGAGGCGCCCCCUGAAGAGAGGCCCAUCACUCCUCCUCCUUCCUCUGAGGCCAUCACCACUCCUGUCACCCGCACAGUUGUGGAUGAAUCGGAAAACUUUUUCACUACCUUUUUGCCACCCGGAGACGUCCAAGGCGUCACCAUCUCCCAGGUAGUGUCCGUACCACCUACUAAGUCGCAAAGGCGGCCUCAGGAGAAGGAAAAGAAAAGCAGGGAGACUGUGGCACAUGAAGAAGAGAAUUCAGCACCUGCGGACGAGACCCUGGAGUAUCAGACGGAUGAUGAAGGCUUGAUAGUUGAUCUGGAUUCCUCAGCAGAAUCCCCUUAUUCAGACACUAUCCUCCUGCAGCCGGUUUCUCCUGCUCCUUCUCUCAGCGAUCUUCCUGACAGCGAAAUGAGCGAUUUACAAACAGAUAUCAGCUCUGCAGUUUCUGUAGACUCCACACCAGAGCCGUCACAGCCUCCAUCCGAUCUCCAGGUGGAGCAGGAUACCACAGAUUCCUGUCAACCCGCUGCUGUCACUUCUGAACUUAAGAGCUCUACUCCCCCUGAUCCUUCGCCCUCUCCGCCCUCUAAGGAAGUACUCAUAGAGAAUAAAGACUCAAAGGUGGAGGACCGUCAAAGCGAUACCCCCUCUCCUCCGGUCAGCGCUUUCUCCUCGGGAACCUCCACCACCAGUGACAUUGAAGUGCUUGACCACGAGUCAGUGUUGAGUGAGAGCUCAGCCAGCUCCAGACAAGAAACAGGGGAGGGCAAGGCCGACCUUCAUCUGAUGCAGGGCUCCUUUCAGCUUCUCACGGCCUCCACCUGUGGAGAUUUCCCCCAUCUGGAGGACUACUCCAAACUCACAGAGAGCUGCGGCUCCUCCUCGGACGCGUUCGAGCGCAUAGAUUCAUUCAGUGUUCAGUCGUUGGACAGCCGGAGUGUCAGCGAGGUUAACUCGGACGAUGACAUCCCCGGCAGUCGGACGCUAGCGUCUGUCACCACGGGCUCUCCUCCUUUGACAGUGUCAUCAGCUGUGUGUCAGAAGCAGGAAGAUGGAGAGGAGGAGAAUUUAGGGCAGGAGGAAAGGGAGGAGGAUGAGGAGGAGGAGGAGGAGGAGGAAGAAGAGGAAGAGGGCUAUACAGACACAAUGAGGGAGCAGUCGCUGGAUGAGAUGGAGGAGAGUGGCCGGAGUGCGACGCCUGUUAAUAGUGAUCAGCCUGAAGAGUUGAUGGAGCAGGAGCAGUACUCUGAGGCGAAUGUCACUCUGUCUGAUCCCGCCUCCAACGCUGACGAACAGAUCGCUCCACCAAUCACUGCAGAGAUGAAAAGUGUCUCCCCAGUUCAGAUUUUGGAGCUUCAAAAGGUGAUUGAUGAUCUGUCAGGCCGCCUGGAGAAGAGAGAGUCUCAGCUUCUGGUUGUCAGCAAGGACAAGGCCACGCUGGAGGAGCAGUGUGACAACCUCAAAGAUGAAGUGAUAAGCCUGAAGGAGGAUAGCUCCACAGUUCAGUCCCUGAAGGAUGAGUUCACUCAGCGUAUAGCGGACACAGAGAGGAAGGCUCAGCUGGCCUGCAAGGAGAGAGACAUAGCCAAGAAGGAAAUAAAGGGCUUGCGAGACGAGCUUUCUACAAGACUUCACUCCAGCGACACACUGGAGAUCAUCAGAGAGAAGGAAGAGCAGAUCAGAGGCCUGCUGGAAGAAGGUGAGAAGUUGUCCAAGCAGCAGCUGCAGCACAGCAACAUCAUCAAGAAGCUGCGUGUGAAAGAGAAGGAGAGCGACACAAGGAUCAUAAAGCAACAGAAGAAGAUCAGGGAGCAGGAGGAGGAGCUCAGGCAACUGCAGCAGGUUCUAGAUGGGAAGGAGGAGGUGGAGAAACAGCACAGGGAGAACAUCAAGAAGCUGAACGCGGUGGUGGAGCAGCAGGAGAAGGAUGUGAGCCGGCUGCAGACGGACUCUGAGGAGCUGCAGGAGAACAACCGGAGCCUGCAGGCAGCGCUGGACAACUCCUACAAGUAAACACUGACACGCCCUGAUAUUCAUACCCAAUAAUAACAACAAGGACUCUGACUGUAAAUCUAACCCCUGCACUCUAAAUAUCAUUAUAUUAUUUCAUGGUUGACAGAAUAUACAGCGCCGACUAAGUAUUUGGGAAUUGAAACACUUGGUGGGACUUCUCCUUAUUGGAUUUGAAACUUUUGAAUUUAAGGUUCAAGUGAAGGCUUCCACCUCAAAUGUUAGGCUGUUUAGAUCUACAAUU